Molecule: messenger RNA, 969 nt
Organism: Leishmania braziliensis MHOM/BR/75/M2904
Lineage: Eukaryota; Euglenozoa; Kinetoplastea; Trypanosomatida; Trypanosomatidae
Product: cyclin
Exons: 1
Coding region: 1-969 (322 amino acids)
Biological process (GO): regulation of cyclin-dependent protein serine/threonine kinase activity; mitotic cell cycle phase transition
Cellular component (GO): cytoplasm; nucleus; cyclin-dependent protein kinase holoenzyme complex
Molecular function (GO): cyclin-dependent protein serine/threonine kinase regulator activity
Source: RefSeq, a predicted model, not a curated record
AUGCAGCACACUGGAUAUCAUAGAAGCGCGGUGGUCAUGAUGGCGGUCCCAGUACAAGGACGGAUUCCUCUCUCUAACCAGACCAAUCUAGCUCGCGAGCCUUAUCACAAGACUGGACCUCAACUCCUGACACCUCGAACUAAUGAACGACAUUUUGUGUCGGAGUACGGGUCCGAAAUAUUGACGUACUUUUUGGAGGUCGAGCGCGUUGUUUACAGCGAGAGAUUAUACAUGGAUCGUCAGUCAGAGAUCACUGAUCGGAUGCGGAAAAUCCUGAUAGAUUGGCUGAUUGAUGUUAUCACAGAGUUCAAGCUUCAUUCCGAAACGUUCUAUCUGGCCGUAGAUAUCAUCGAUAGAUUUCUUUUUUUCUACAAUAUUCCGCGUACCAAGCUACAGCUGGUGGGCAUUACAGCUGUUUUAGUUGCGGCUAAGCACGAGGAAAUCUGGCCGCCAACAAUGAAUGACUGUGUCGCUGUGACAGCUAACACGUAUACCACAAGGGAGGUUAUCGGCAUGGAGUUUGACGUUGUGACUGCCCUUCGGUUCAAGUUCACUGUUCCCACGACGUACCCAAUAGCUUGUCGACUCUUGGAAAGCUGCCACAUGUCGCCAACAGUGCGUCACGCCACGUUUCUGUUUUUGGAGAGUGCUGCCCACUGCUAUCCACUCCUGCAGUUCCUACCGUCACGUAUUGCGGCAGGGGCUCUUCUUCUUGGAGCGUUUUUGAUUCGCCACAACACGUCACAGGAUGCGAUUCCACUCCAACGUCUAUGGGAGAUCGAAGUAUACCCAUUUGCCCACGGAAUUAGAUUUGAGGAGGUUCAGCCAGUUACUGAGCAGCUUCUCCCGUUCACUCAGCGCUUAUGCUCUGGUUCAUCUCGUCUUCAGGCCGUGCGACGCAAAUACUCUUCUCACGAGUACGACUGCGUGGCUGCAUUGGAAUUUCCUUUCGUUUCAACCUCUGCGUAA